GAUUUCAUCAAACCGCUCAAUUGACCAUUAAUCCCCCAAACCUCCGCCAUGGCGUCCCGCAGAUUAGCUUUGAACUUGUCGCAAGGCCUGCGAGCCCGCUCCGGCCUGUCAGCCGCCGGAUCUCUGCGACGAGGCUUUGCUACGCCCUCGACCGUGGGCAAGACCCAGACGACGACCCUCAAGAACGGCUUGACUGUCGCUACUGAGUACUCACCAUGGGCUCAGACUUCGACCGUUGGCAUGUGGAUUGACGCUGGCUCCCGUGCUGAGACCAACGAGACCAACGGCACUGCCCACUUCCUCGAGCACCUGGCCUUCAAGGGUACCGCAAAGCGAUCGCAGCAUCAAUUGGAGCUCGAGAUUGAGAACAUGGGUGGCCACCUGAACGCCUACACCUCGCGCGAGAACACCGUCUACUUCGCCAAGGCCUUCAACUCCGAUGUCCCUCAGACCGUCGACAUUCUGUCCGAUAUCCUGCAAAACUCCAAGCUCGAGCCUUCCGCCAUCGAGCGCGAGCGCGACGUCAUUCUCCGAGAGUCCGAGGAGGUUGAGAAGCAGGUCGAGGAGGUUGUCUUUGACCACCUGCACGCUACUGCUUUCCAGCACCAGCCUCUGGGCCGCACCAUUCUCGGACCCCGCCAGAACAUCCGUGAUAUUACCCGCACCGAGCUCGUCAACUACAUCAAGAACAACUACACUGCCGACCGCAUGGUCCUCGCUGCUGCCGGCGGCGUUCCCCACGAGCAAUUGGUUGAGCUUGCCGAGAAGCACUUCUCCGGCCUUGCCAGCCAGGGACCCCAGACUGAGGCCUACGUCCUGUCCAAGCAGAAGGCUGACUUCGUUGGCUCUGAUGUCCGUGUUCGUGACGACACCAUGGCCACUGCCAACGUUGCUAUCGCUGUCGAGGGUGUUAGCUGGAACUCUGAGGAUUACUACACUGCUCUCGUCGCUCAGGCCAUUGUUGGCAACUACGACAAGGCCAUGGGCAAUGCCCCUCACCAGGGCAGCAAGCUGAGCGGUUACGUCCACAAGCACGAGCUGGCCAACAGCUUCAUGAGCUUCUCCACCAGCUACAGCGACACUGGUCUGUGGGGUAUCUACCUCGUCACUGACAACACCACCCGCCUGGAUGAUCUCGUCCACUUCUCCAUCCGCGAGUGGAUGCGUCUUUGCACCAACGUCAGCGAAGCCGAGGUCGAGCGCGCCAAGGCUCAGCUGAAGGCCUCUAUCCUGCUGUCCCUGGAUGGCACCACCGCUGUUGCCGAGGAUAUCGGUCGCCAGCUGAUCACCACUGGCCGCCGCGCCAGCCCCGGCGAGAUCGAGCGCAAGAUCGAUGCCAUCACCGACAAGGAUGUCACCGACUUUGCUAACCGAUACCUGUGGGACAAGGACAUUGCCAUCAGCGCUGUUGGCAAGAUUGAGGGUCUGUUCGAUUACCAGCGACUGAGGAACACCAUGAAGCCUAAGUUCUAAGGGUAGAGGACACAAAACCGAAGAGGGGGGGAGGAAUUGUCUAAAAAAAAAAAGCAAAGACCCGGGUAUAGAGUGUAUGAGAUACCGUUUUACAGGCUUAGUGUACCAUAAAUUUCCCACAUUCUUAUAACCAGGUGCCGUGAGCGCGGAGAUGUAUGUGACGAAGAUUGUUUUCCAUUUGGACAAUGGUGCGAUAUUUCUAGGCCCCUAAUUGUUAAUAAGACGAAGCUAUCAAUAGCAACAAACAAUGAUGCGAAGCUCUC
Molecule: messenger RNA, 1736 nt
Organism: Trichoderma virens Gv29-8
Lineage: Eukaryota; Fungi; Ascomycota; Sordariomycetes; Hypocreales; Hypocreaceae
Exons: 5
Coding region: 49-1473 (474 amino acids)
Cellular component (GO): mitochondrion
Molecular function (GO): metalloendopeptidase activity; metal ion binding
Source: RefSeq, a predicted model, not a curated record